Messenger RNA from Medioppia subpectinata, 1991 nucleotides. Lineage: Eukaryota; Metazoa; Arthropoda; Arachnida; Sarcoptiformes; Oppiidae. The record is from the annotation of a GenBank genome assembly.
AUGUACGCCCUAGGUUGGCGUUUAGGAGCCGUGGGCUUACCAUCACUAUUAGGAGUGAUUAGUUUACAAUUAAAUGGGUUUAUUGAGAAACUUUACAAUUAUGUGGAACUCGAGGUAAGACUGAAGCUUACGGUUGGUUUGUUGGGAUGUGAUGUCCGUUUGGGUGCUGUGCUGCCGUUGGGGCCGGAGCUGCGCUGCGCUGGCGAUGAGUGUUGUGUCCCAUGGCUUGAGAUGAGAGUAGUUGUGGUUUGGUUGGGAUGUGCUGUCCGAGUCGUCCUUGAGUUGCAGGAGUGGAGGGGUUGGGCGGAGUUGUCCUCUUUGCCGGUGAUGUUUAUGAUACGAUACGACGUUAACACAUGGAAACGAGCACUCAGUUAUUGGAAAGACCGUAAUAUUCCGACACCAAAAGCGGUGCCGAUAUUCGGCAACCUUUUAAGCAAUAUUUUUCUUGCAAAACCGUUUGUGGAGAUGGAUUGGUACCGCGCCCAUGGGCGAUUGUAUGGCGUCUAUAAUGGUAAUAAACCCGGGCUCACAAUCGCCGAACCAGAGCUCGUCAAACAAGUUCUGGUGAAAGACUUUCACAAAUUCCGUAACCGAAUGGAUAACGGAAGUCGACAUAAGAUAUUCUCCAAGAAUAUGUUUAUUGCCAGAGACGACGACUGGAAGCGCAUCCGAGCCAUAGCCAGCCCUACGUUUACGUCCGGCAAAAUGAAGAAAAUGUAUGCACUUAUCAAUGAGUGCUCCAAAGAUUUCAUCAAUAAUUUGGAUAAAUUGGCCGCAAAUAAGAGCGAAGUCGAGUUAAAACAACUGAUGGGAGCGUUUACUAUGGAUGUGAUCGCCAGCACUGCUUUCGCUACCAAAACCAAUACAUAUGCCAAUCCAGACAAUCCAUUUACCACUAAAGCCAAUAACAUCUUUCACUUUCCCCUCUGGAAGGCGUUUGUAAUGACAGCUUUGCCAUCAUUUAUAACAAAGAUUCAGGCGAUUCGCCAACUAAUCAACGGUUCAACAAAUUCGGACUUUUUUGUUGAUUUCUCACGAAAUUUAUUAAACGAAAGGAAGUCUUCAAAUAAAAAACAUAACGAUUUCUUUCAGCUGUUGAUGGAUGUCGAGAGAAGUGAUGGUGACGUCCGGGAGGACAGCGACGCCAACGAAGCGCAUCACGUGAACGAAGGCAAAGACGAGUUGGAAGCGGACGCCGCGGCUCUCAGUAAUGUUAUUGAGAAGAAGUUGACCGAAGAUGAGAUAUUAGCCCAAUGUUUCCUAUUCUUCAUCGCCGGCUACGAGACAACGGCCACCACUUUGUCUUAUUGUACGUACGAAUUGGCUCUCAAUCCCGACCUUCAGGACAGACUCUACGAAGAAUGCAAAGAAGCGUUCAAUGAAAAGGGAGAAAUCAGUUACGAUGUCCUCUCGAGACUGCCAUUCAUUGACGCGCUUCUGUCCGAAACGCUUCGUAAUUAUCCGCCACUUCUUCGGCUCCAGAGGGAAGCGAUGGAAGACAUAGAGUUAGGCGACACCGGCCUUAAGGUGGAGAAAGGAGUGGUCGCCGAGAUUCCCGUCUACGCCAUACAUCACGAUCCCGAUCACUAUCCGGAACCGUUUGUCUUCAGACCCGACAGAUUUAUGCCCGAAAAUCGUGAUAACAUAAAGCCUUACACUUAUAUCCCGUUCGGUUCGGGGCCUCGAAAUUGCAUUGGAAUGCGAUUCGCGUUAUUGGAGGCGAAGUUAGCGCUCGCGAAGAUGUCACAGCAGUUCCGCUUCUCCAGAGUGGCCAACACUGAUGUGCCCGUCAUCUUCAAUAAGGGGCGGUUCCUCUUACAGGCAAAACAACUCAUUGUCGGCGUCGAGAGACGAUAACCUCUUCCAAGAGUGCAUUCAUUUUGCCGUUCAAUUCAUCCGUAAUUUUGAUUUCGUGUCAUAUUUUGUGUUUAUAAUUAAAAUAAUGUCAAAAUAAAAGUGUAUUAUUAUUGAGGUUUCUGUCAAAACAA